Messenger RNA from Laccaria bicolor S238N-H82, 816 nucleotides. RefSeq lists its product as uncharacterized. The record is from RefSeq and is a predicted model, not a curated record. The transcript has 9 exons. Gene Ontology annotation, biological process: L-tryptophan biosynthetic process; L-histidine biosynthetic process. Lineage: Eukaryota; Fungi; Basidiomycota; Agaricomycetes; Agaricales; Hydnangiaceae. Gene Ontology annotation, molecular function: 1-(5-phosphoribosyl)-5-[(5-phosphoribosylamino)methylideneamino]imidazole-4-carboxamide isomerase activity. Gene Ontology annotation, cellular component: cytoplasm. The coding region runs from base 1 to 816 and encodes 271 amino acids.
AUGGCCUCUGCCCCUGCGCGACGCCGGAGCAUAUUCCGCCCAUGCAUUGAUCUGCACGACGGACAAGUCAAGCAAAUCGUAGGGGGAACGCUCUCCGACACCGCUCCUGAAACUUUGAAAACUAAUUUCGUUGCAAAACAAUCUGCGGGCGACUUCGCCCGGAUGUAUAAAGAUUGCGGACUGGAAGGGGGACAUAUAAUCAAGCUGGGAGGGGGAAACGAUGCGGCUGCGAAAGAGGCGUUGCAAGUUUGGCCGGGCACAUUUCAGAUCGGGGGCGGGAUAGAUGACGAGAAUGGGAAAGAGUGGUUGGAUGCCGGUGCAGGGAAGGUCAUCGUAACAUCCUACCUCUUCCCUGGGGGGAAAUUUUCUCUGGAAAGGCUACAAGCCAUCGCUUCCGUUGUUGGGAAGGAGAGGUUGGUCGUUGACGUGAGCUGCCGGAGACGAGAUGACAAGUGGCUGGUAGCCAUGAACAAAUGGCAGGUUAUCACCGACAUGGAGGUGUCGCAAGGGACACUUGAUAUGCUGUCGGAGUACUGCAGUGAAUUCUUAGUGCACGCGGCUGACGUUGAGGGACUAUGUCAAGGUAUCGAUGAAGAUCUCGUGCGGAAACUAGGGGAGUGGGUGAAGAUACCUACUACGUACGCCGGCGGCGCCAGAGAUAUUUCAGAUCUUGACCUUGUUGAUCGUCUUUCCGAAGGACGCGUAGAUCUAACAUAUGGAAGCUCCUUGGACAUAUUUGGCGGCUCACAAGUUUCAUUCGAAGAGUUGGUCCAGAAAAGUCGGAAGAAUUCGGCUUUCGUAAAAGCAUCACAAUGA